Messenger RNA from Planococcus citri (citrus mealybug), 2146 nucleotides. RefSeq lists its product as uncharacterized. The record is from RefSeq and is a predicted model, not a curated record. Lineage: Eukaryota; Metazoa; Arthropoda; Insecta; Hemiptera; Pseudococcidae. The coding region runs from base 80 to 2059 and encodes 659 amino acids. The transcript has 22 exons.
AAAAAAAGUGUGAGAAAGAUAGUUUCAUUGGAACAUUGUAUAGCUGGUUAGUGGUUACUCGCUUAAAUCCUUCGAAAAAAUGAUGUUUUUAAUGAAAUUAUUGAACAGGUUGUUGCACGUAUUAAUUCUCUUGAAUCUAGUACUAGAAUGCCUUACACAUGGUGGUGAUGGUUCUUCUUCGAGUGGUGAUUCUCCUACGACUGUUGAUCCUUCUGUAGCUCAAGCAGUUGAUCCCAAUCCAGCAGCAGGAAACCCAUCUGCGCAGUCCAAGUCCAGAUUUUCUGGUAUUAAACAGAUGUUCACCCCUGAUGCAGAAAAGUGGCGCCAGCGAAAAGAAAAAUUUUUCAGUGGUUUCAAAAGAAAACCAGCUGCAGAAACAAGUGUAAAACCAGUCGAAGGAAAUGGAGAAAACUUAGAUAAUGAAACAAACGAAAACCCAGCUGAAGAAAAAAUUAUUGAACCGCCAGCGCAAGUAACACCUGCACAACCAGUCGAAGAAACAGAUACAUUGAAAUUCGCUAAACUGGCUUUGGUGACCUUGCAGAUUCUCAUGGAUAAGAAAGUUUUUGAUAAUUAUUCGAACCCUUUGAGUUACAAAAUAAAUCAUUUCGACGUCAGACAACAUAUAUUUACCAGAAAAUCCAUCAAAAUGGACGCAUAUGAUGAAACCUUUAUGAACAUUUAUAAUAAAUUUCUGUACGAAUUAUGCCAUCCUUUGUUCACCCUGUACGAGAAACGUUUGGAGCAAGACAAAGACCUAGCAGAUAAAAAAGGCAAUCGCCUAUAUAACCCCGAACAAACCGUCUAUCGAGUUCAUCUACCUCCAGUACAUCCACCUCAUUCUUCUGUAACAAAUCCUCCAUCAAUUUUGAAAGAACCUACCCCAGAUCAUCAUGUAACUAGUCCACCAAGAAAUGGUAACAAAGUUAAUUUCGCUAAUCCUGAGGUUACUGCACAUAUACCACCGCUUGGCAAGGGUAGAACCCCACCUAAAAGUGAAUUACCUUAUUCGCAACGAGCAUCAUGGAUGUCUAAAACGUCUGCGAGAAGUUCAAGAAGGAGAGGUCCAUUUCAGCCUCGAGCUUUGACUUAUUCGCAGAAAGCUGUUAUAUACAGAGUAAUAAAGUGGGCUUCGAAAUUCUUAAUUGAACCCAGCUAUGUUCCUGCAAACAAGUUUAAGCGUAGAUUGGAUGAGGUUUCAGCCAAGUAUGGCAUGAAUUUACUAGAUCCAAAAUACGAUAAUUUGGAGCCAUCGAUCAUAACUUACGAUUGUAUCCCGCAUAAACCAACAGAUAUGGAACACUGCUGCGAAGAUAAAGAUAUAACCAUCGAAUAUUUAUAUCAUAUCAGCGAUGCUUACAUGCAGCAAAAGCAGAGAAAAAAAGCAGAGAAAGAAGAAAGAAAGAAUUUGGGACUCAAAAAAGAAAAAAAAGAGAAGGAAAUAGACGAUGAAAAAUUGAGUAAAACAGCAAAAUUCAGAGUAAAAUGGCGGAAGUGUUCAGAAAAAUAUGGUUUUUACCCUCAAGAACCGAACAAAAGACUGGCAUUUGAAAUAGUGGAUGCUUUUCGACCUGAAAAAUUCAAAGAAAUAUUCCAUAUAAAACCGAAGGAGGCAAAAAAAAUCAUAACCCAACGAUACACGAUACGAAAAUACCAAGAAACAUCUCAAAGACUUGGAGUUCAAUUGCCAUCCGCAAGUCUCAUUCCUGGGGCAACCAGCAUGGGAGAAGUCGGAUUUCCUCCACCAUAUCACAAAGAAACAAAUCCUCAUUUGAUUGAAGAUCCUGUGGAACGUGAAAAAGCAUUCGCAAGACUGGACAUGUUAUCUCGUGCAGAAAAGAAAGAGACUUGGGUUCAAUCAUGUUUCGUCAAGCCUUUUUGUGCCAUAAAAAAUGUAAUAAUGAGUGUGUUUACAAGUAGAAGUGGAUCGACAAAAAAUCAAAAUCAACCGACAAUCAAUUCAGAACACUCCGAAGAUGAACAUAAUAUGCAGCCUCCACACCACCCUCCAGUUCAUCCACAUGAAUCAUCGGAAACCCAUCAUACUGUAGCUGAUUGAAAACUUCUCCUCCUGAUCCCUUCGCCUCUAAUGAACACAAACAUUGGCAGAUUUUGUACUUUUUCCCAAAUAUAGCCGUGUGUUUUU